Messenger RNA from Anopheles bellator, 927 nucleotides. RefSeq lists its product as uncharacterized. NCBI's taxonomy places the organism in Eukaryota, Metazoa, Arthropoda, Insecta, Diptera, Culicidae. The transcript has 2 exons. Bases 35 to 754 code for a protein of 239 amino acids. The record is from RefSeq and is a predicted model, not a curated record.
CCGGACAGCAUCGACAACGCCACGGCCGGUGACCAUGGCUCGGCGACCCAUUAUCUUGGCGGUGAUCGUCCUUAGGAUCGUCCUCCCGGUCCUCCUGCUGUCGCUGGUGCCGCGCGGUACCUGCGCAAGUGACUUUGUGGCGAUUCGGAGCGUCGACGCGAACCGCACGCUGCUCUGCUGGGCCAUAAAGCUGUCGCCGGCGGCGUUCGUUGGCGAGGCCGAGUGUGUCCGCCAUCAGCGAAGGAACCAACUGGUGAUGAUCUACGGCGAUGCGCGACCGGAUCGUCGUGCCACGCACGGCUUGCGGCGGAAGUUGACAACCCUGCGCCGGCCCCCGUGCAGCAACCGGAUCCCCGCAAUCGCCCUGCAUACGGUCCAUUCGGCCAACGGUGGCGGCAAUCGGUCCGCCCUCGGACUGACCGUGCGAAACUUCAUCGCCUCGUACAGUAUGCUACGAAGUUCACGGGAACUGGAGCAUGCCGAGGGCGUUUGUCGCGAGUGCCGAGUGCUGGGCAUUCGCCGGCAGCUACCGUGCGACGCGGAUCCGGACACCGUGGUGCUGUAUCCCGACUGUCUCCAACAGGUCGAGGGUCUCGGUCAGGGGGGAAAGCGCUGGGAGCGGGAUCAAGCCAGGAACCGCGACACCUGGAUGUGGCACUUUCGACGGAGACUUCAGAGCACGCUAUACGCGGAUCUCGAGCGCAAACGACAGCAGCGGAUGGAGAUGCUGAGGUUCAUUACGACCCGGCACUGACGGCGUUCCGGGGCGUAGAAUGUUGCAACUACGGUGAAGUGCACAAUAAAUACCACUGCCCGAUGACGAUCGUUUAGCUGGCGCAGGUGUGGUCCCGUUGCUUGAACGAUCGGAAUAAAGUCCCGCUAGUGUUGGGUGUCCGGUUGUCCGGCGAAACUCAUCGCCACAAACGG